This is a messenger RNA of Dibothriocephalus latus, 258 nucleotides long. Lineage: Eukaryota; Metazoa; Platyhelminthes; Cestoda; Diphyllobothriidea; Diphyllobothriidae. The record is from the annotation of a GenBank genome assembly.
AUGCUCACUGCGCCGAACCCUGUCUCGGGGUCAAUGAAACUCUUUCCCUGUCACACACACACAGCAAUAAAAAAUUCGCGGGCGAUUGACGACGAAGUCGUGAAUCAGAUCUCCAAGACCAAUCAGGCCAUCGACAAUGCAUCCGGAACCGUCAGGGAUUGCGGUUCCGAAAACGCCCUUUUACGGUGCGGAUGCCUGAAGGAUGUAUAUAAGCCAAUCAAGAAGCAUCAACCAUUUUUGCGUCAGCUACCUUCAUGA